AUGACAAAGAAUUUCAUCGUCACUUUGAAAAAGAACACUCCAGACGUGGAAGCUAAAAAAUUUUUGGAUUCAGUCCAUCACGCAGGAGGCUCUAUAGUACACGAAUUUGAUAUCAUCAAAGGGUACACCAUCAAGGUACCAGAUGUUCUCCACUUGAACAAGUUAAAGGAAAAGCACAACGAUGUCAUCGAGAACGUCGAAGAAGACAAAGAAGUUCAUGCUAAUUGA
Molecule: messenger RNA, 228 nt
Organism: Saccharomyces paradoxus
Lineage: Eukaryota; Fungi; Ascomycota; Saccharomycetes; Saccharomycetales; Saccharomycetaceae
Gene: PBI2
Product: Pbi2p
Exons: 1
Coding region: 1-228 (75 amino acids)
Biological process (GO): vacuole fusion, non-autophagic
Molecular function (GO): endopeptidase inhibitor activity
Source: RefSeq, a predicted model, not a curated record